Messenger RNA from Dunckerocampus dactyliophorus (ringed pipefish), 2398 nucleotides. RefSeq names its product spermatogenesis associated 18 (gene spata18). Gene Ontology annotation, biological process: mitophagy by internal vacuole formation; mitochondrial protein catabolic process. The coding region runs from base 398 to 1888 and encodes 496 amino acids. The transcript is spliced from 12 exons. Gene Ontology annotation, cellular component: mitochondrial outer membrane. NCBI's taxonomy places the organism in Eukaryota, Metazoa, Chordata, Actinopteri, Syngnathiformes, Syngnathidae. The record is from RefSeq and is a predicted model, not a curated record.
CUUUACACUUGGGACGACUGGAGAGCGAAAAUGCACCGAGUGGGGGCGCCAUGCUAAUUCCAAUGACGCGCUAUCUAGUUAGGAAGGCUAGUUAAGCUACAUUUAAUUCCUCUAAAGUCGUGUCUAGAUAUGAUUUAAAACACAUCAGAGGCCACACAGGCUCAGUUUGUUUAAUCCUGUUGCUGUGAAACAAAGGCCAGCAGCGAGACGUCGACACACCUGUGUGAACAUCUUUUUUGUCCUUAACUUUGAACUCGAUGGGCCAAACGAACAACAGACGUCAUUCAUGUUGGUCUCCAAGCGGAUUGUAUGUAGGCGGGGACAAGGAGACAACCUUUUUUAUUGUUUUUUUUUUUUUUUUGUAAGACUUUGACUCGCUUGAGGGACAAGCUCAAACAUGGCGGAAGCUUUAAACUUUCUGAUUAGCAACUCCUGCUUCAGCGGAUUACUGGACAAGCUGCAGAAAUGGCAACUAGAGUAUCAUGUCAUUUCCUGUGACGAGAACAUGAACAGGUGCUGUGAGAUGAUAGAAUUCACGGCAAAAAUCCAAGCACAGCUCUUCGCCAUCCUUAAUUCUGUAGCUGCUGAAGGCAAACACACAGAUGGAGUGUCUGCGAUCAAAACACGCUUGCUGCCGUGCCUUGGAACUUGCUUCUCAACGUCAAGGCCACCUAUCACCAGCAGUGAUGCCAGUUUCAGUCUCAUGCAGGAUUUGGCAGAAAAGGAGCGUAAGAUCACGGAGCUGACCAGCUGCAACAAGAAUGACAUGCAGUGGAUGGAGUCGCAGCUGUGCUCCACUCGGCUGCAGCUGGACUCGGUAAAAGCAGAGCUGGAUGACGCUCACAGGGACCUGGACAAGACAAAGAGCAAAACAGUGACCACCCUGCUGGCCACUGAGGAUGAACUACGCACACUGAAAGACGAUUUGAGGUCAGCACACUUACAGAUAGAGCUUUAUAAGAAGAAGCUGGAUUCCUAUCACGAUUACGAUCGGCAGGUGUCCAUGUUGAGGGACGAGGUGUCCUAUCUAAGCGCUGACAGGCUGGCGAGAAGCAGCUCUUUGAGUCCGCUGGCGAGAAGCAGUACGAUUUGUGCAUUGUCAGGCCUCAGGCGCUCCUCCAGCCCCAUCAGGUCCGAGGUGACCCCCCGGGCACAGCUCACUAGUUCCUCCCGCCUGCUGCGCGUGGUGUCACGCUUCAGUGACCUGUACGCCGUGGAGCGCAAGGAGGCCCAGUUACAGCUUCAGCAGUACAUCAGCGACUUGGAGACGGUCCAGAGGAUCAUCUUCAUUGCCGUGGUGGAGUCUUUCAAGACAGCUAAACUGGCUUACCGCCUCUUCAGGCUGCGCGCUCGCAAGACUUUGUCCGCAUUUCACUUUGGGCCCGAGAGUCUAGAAGAUACCAUCUUGGACUACAUAGUAAAAAACCAGGACCUUUAUGACGUGCAGACCAGCGUAGAUGAUGUACUCAGCGCCAUGAACCUGAAUCCUCAAAUCGCCUCCAACGCAAAAGCCAACCUUGACAUCAUCAGCCCCUUGAUUAGGGAGGCAUGCAAGGUGGCCUUCACCAUGCAGACGCUGGACCCACCCCUCUACCUGCACUUCGCCAGUGACGGAGAACAUUUCAUCAGCAGCAAGUAUCGUCGCAGUCAUGACUCGGACCUCUCUUCUCAGUGUGUCAUGUACCACAUCUGGCCCGCUCUGAUGCAGGGCAACACGGUGCGGACCAAGGGGGAAGCUGUGACCAGAGGAGCAGCUCUGUGGAGUGGCCCCGGCAACAGCUGCGGAGUCAACAAUGUGCGAUCGCGUUCUCUCAGUCCAACUCGCUCUCUUAUAUUUAAGGACGGAAGAAGCUUGUCUCCGGAUGCUCUGUCUGCCAGCUGCUUGUGACCAUCACCAUCAUGUGUACUCAAAUCCGAUUCAACUGAUGUGUUUACAUCUGUGCUCCCAACGAGGUGUCUCCACCCAUGACUGGACACCACCACGCUGAUGGGCCAGCAGGCGGAGGCCACUGCAUUAAAGGCAGCUACGUGAACAGCUAUACGACAAGUACAGUCCUCAGUUUAUGACUGUGAACAUCAACUAAGGACACACUUUAGCGAUUUGAUGACUUGGUGCUAAUAAUGAUAAUCGUCCUCCAGUAUCGCUUGAUUCGUUGAUUAAUCGUUCUUAGUGGUUUUAUUUUGUCUCCAUUGCAGAUGUAUAUAAAUAGUUUGUACUGUGUAUGCUCGCUUUAUUUGUUUUUGUCUUUUUUUUAAUUAGAAUUUUUGCAAAGUAACUUUAGUUUUGUAUGAUUGUCAUUUAUGAGACGACCGUACUCUUUGCAGCAGAUGUAACAUUGGCUUGUAUUCAAGUUAGAAUAUUUGCAGCACUUUUGUCAAUUGUUUAUUUUUGCAGUGU